CUUGAGAUUUGGUUACCAAACGAAGAAAUUUGCCCCACACAACUUUACUGUCAAAUCCCCGUCCCCAAACUUUGUCCGUGUCUCACUCAACUUAUAAUCGUAGUAAAUGUUUAAACAAGUUUAAAAGUUCUAAGUCCUUAAAAAAGAUAACUAACUGACUUAACUAAUGGAGACACCUCUUUUGUAAAGGGUCUGAUUGAAUAUGGCCGCCCCUAUGGAAUAUACUGAGGAGCAGCUGAAUUACUAUAGGAUCUGUUACAUUGUCACCGAUGUACUAACUGAAGGCCUUCGAACAAUCUUCAAACAAGAAUGGGACAAUCGCUACAAGGCAACUCUGGGAGAAUGGAAGGAUCAGCCGAAAAAUGGAAUGGACUUUAAGAGCCAUGAAUCACCAGGAAACAGAAGAAAAAACGCCCUUCUCUUCAAAACUAUCAUCAAUGGUGACAGAGCGGAAUGGGAUUGUACCAUGCUGUUUUAUGCCAUUCUUUAUUCAGAUUGCAUCUGCAAUCUCCAUCCAGCUGUUCAGUCAAAUGUGGAUGUUCUCAGAAAAUUUCGUAAUGAAGACUUUGCGCAUAGACCACGAGGCUACCUUUCCAGCGAAUAUUUUCAAGAUGCGGUUUUAAAGGUAAAUACUGCAUUUCACGCACUCGGUCUUCCCACUCAGCAAAUCCGUGAAAUCCAAACUCAGACAAGUUUCCCGACGAGAGAGUUAAGAAAUGUUCUGAAGAAAGUUGACAACCUUCAACAAGAAGUUAUCGAGAAGGAAACAAAGCUUCAAGAAAAAGAAAGGGAACUACAAGAAAAAGCAUCGCAACUCGAUGAGAAAGACAAGGAACUUGCUGAAAAAGAAACGAAACUCGUAGAAAAAGAGAAUCAACGACAGACCCUUGAGGUACAGCUGCAAACGAAGGUCUUACCAUUUUGUAUUCUUCCUCCUGGACCUACACACGACGUCUUCCCUCGCAGAUCGGAGGUUGAUAAAAUCACACAACACCUCAUAGAACUGAAAGAUGCCAACCAUGACAGCUUAAGCACCUUGUACUUACUCGGAAACCCUGGAAGUGGAAAAUCUCAGCUGGCCCGUUUAGCAGCCAAGCGAUUUUUCGACAAGAGCAAAGAAACUCCGUCAGCGAUUUCAUUUGUCAUGACACUUAAUGCAGAAAGUUCAGAAACACUUUUGGAAUCGUAUGUCUCCUUUGCUCGACACUGUAAAUGUCCAGAUUACUCAGUUACAGAAACUCGUAAUUCCAAAGAUCUGAGCACAGACGAAAAAAUUGCAAGUCUCAAGACGCUAAUAAGCGCAAAAAUUGAGCUGUACACGUCGUGGUUGCUGAUAGUUGAUAAUGUCACUAGUUUGUCACAUGUACAUACUUAUUUGCCAGGUCCAGAAAAUCAACAAUGGGCGAGGGGCCAGUCACUGAUAACGACACAAGACACCAAGUCUAUUCCUUUAAAAAGCUCCUUCAUUCAGCACAUCUCAGUAAGCAAAGGAAUGUUACCUGAUGAUGCCUGCUCCAUGUUAAGGCUCCUAUCUGGUGUCACUGAUGACGAGAUAGAAAAAGAAAUUGCACGAACUUUGGAGUACCAGCCACUGGCUUUGGCUACUGCCGCCAUCUAUGUAAGACAAGUUCGGGAUAGUAAAAUAGCUUCAAAAUUCAGCUGGACUGACUUUCUAAAGAAACUUGAGAAAGGGCAGCGAAGUACAAUUGAGAAUAUUCUUGCCGAGACAAACCCAAGUUACCCAAAAACAAUGACCACAGCGACAACACUCGCCUUAGAAAAGAUAAUGAGAUCCGACACAGCUUUAGAUCACUUGUUUACUUUUCUCUCUCUUUGUGUGCCACAACCAAUACUAAAGGAUAUUGUCGUCGACUAUAUUAUGGAAAUGGAAGAGCAAUUAGAAGAUAAAGAUGCGAUUGAGGUAAAGAUAAGUCGAUGCCCAUUGUUGUUGUUUGACAGAGAGGAGAGCGGUGUUUACAUUCGAGUGCAUGGAGUCGUCCAUGACAUUGUUAAUUCAGUAACAAAGAAAUCUGCAAAGGAUAAGCAAAUCAAAUCCAUACUAGGGGCUGUUUCAUCCUUCUCCAAAUUCGAGGAUCAAGAUUCUCUAGUCAUUGGCACAAAAAUUGUUCCUCAUCUGGCAAAAGUGAUUACAGAAGCCGAACAUUUCUUUUCUGAAGACGGACUAUCUCAAGUUGCUCAAAUUGAUAUGUUCACCCUGCAGGACUAUUCUAACGUCUUUACAACCCUCGGAAUUAUGUGCCACGAGCACUCUCAAUAUCCAGCGGCGAGAAGCUACUUUACAGCAGUCCUAGCAAUCCUCAAUUUAAGAGACCCAAGUAAUGAAUUACGAAAAACACUGGCCCGUUUAGCAGCCAAGCGAUUUUUCGACAAGAGCAAAGAAACUCCGUCAGCGAUUUCAUUUGUCAUGACACUUAAUGCAGAAAGUUCAGAAACACUUUUGGAAUCGUAUGUCUCCUUUGCUCGACACUGUAAAUGUCCAGAUUACUCAGUUACAGAAACUCGUAAUUCCAAAGAUCUGAGCACAGACGAAAAAAUUGCAAGUCUCAAGACGCUAAUAAGCGCAAAAAUUGAGCUGUACACGUCGUGGUUGCUGAUAGUUGAUAAUGUCACUAGUUUGUCACAUGUACAUACUUAUUUGCCAGGUCCAGAAAAUCAACAAUGGGCGAGGGGCCAGUCACUGAUAACGACACAAGACACCAAGUCUAUUCCUUUAAAAAGCUCCUUCAUUCAGCACAUCUCAGUAACCAAAGGAAUGUUACCUGAUGAUGCCUGCUCCAUGUUAAGGCUCCUAUCUGGUGUCACUGAUGACGAGAUAGAAAAAGAAAUUGCACGAACUUUGGAGUACCAGCCACUGGCUUUGGCUAGUGCCGCCAUCUAUGUAAGACAAGUUCGGGAUAGUAAAAUAGCUUCAAAAUUCAGCUGGACUGACUUUCUAAAGAAACUUGAGAAAGGGCAGCGAAGUACAAUUGAGAAUAUUCUUGCCGAGACAAACCCAAGUUACCCAAAAACAAUGACCACAGCGACAACACUCGCCUUAGAAAAGAUAAUGAGAUCCGACACAGCUUUAGAUCACUUGUUUACUUUUCUCUCUCUUUGUGUGCCACAACCAAUACUAAAGGAUAUUGUCGUCGACUAUAUUAUGGAAAUGGAAGAGCAAUUAGAAGAUAAAGAUGCGAUUGAGCUUGGUGACCUAAAGCAGGCAAAAGACUGUCACGAACGAGCGCUGGAUAUUAAGCUAAAAAAGCUCGGACCUGAGCACGAUGAUGUCGCAAUUACUUACGGUAAGCUAGGCCUUGUCCACCAGCAGCAGGGUGACCUAAAGCAGCAGCUGGGUGACCUAAAUCAGGCAAAAGAGUGUCACGAGCGAGUGCUGGAUGUUCGGCUGAAAAAGCUCGGACCUGAGCAUAUUCAUGUAGCAACGUCUUACCAUAACCUUGGCAAUGUUUACCGGCAGCUGGGUAACCUAAAGCAGGCAAAAGACUGUCACGAGCGAGCGCUGGAUGUUUGGCUAAAAAAGGUCGGACCUGAGCAUGUUGAUGUCGCAAUGUGUUACAAUAACCUGGGCCUUGUCCACCAGCAGCUAGGUGACCUAAACCAGGCAAAAGAGUGUCACGAGCGAGCGCUGGAUGUUUGGCUGAAAGAGCUUGGGCCUGAGCAUGUUAAUGUCGCAAUGUAUUACAAUAACGUGGGCCUUGUCCACCAGCAGCUGGGUCAUCUAAAGCAGGCAAAAGACUGUCACGAGCGAGCGCUUGAUGUUCGGCUGAAAAAGCUCGGACGUUCGCACGUUGAUGUUGCAAUGUCUUACAAUAACCUUGGCGAUGUUCACCGGCAGCUGGGUGACCUAAAGGAGGCAAAAGACUGUCACGAGCGAGCACUUGAUGUUUGGCUGGAAAAGCUCGGACCUUUGCAUGUUCAUGUAGCAAUGUCUUACUAUAACCUUGGCAAUGUCCACUGGCAGCUGGGUGACCUGAAGCAGGCAAAAGACUGUCACGAGCGAGCGCUGGAUGUUCGGCUGAAAAAGCUCGGACCUUCGCAUGUUGAUGUUGCAACGUCAUACCAUAACCUUGGGAAUGUCCAUCGGCAGCUGGGUGAUCUAAAGCAGGCAAAAGACUGUAACGAGCGAGCACUGGAUGGUUGGCUGAAAAAGCUCGGGCCUGAGCAUGUUAAUGUCGCAAUGUCUUACUGUAACCAGGGCCUUGUCCACCAGCAGCAGGGUGACCUAAAGCAGGCAAAAGACUGUCACGAACGAGCUCUGGAAGUUCGGCUGAAAAAGCUCGGACCUUCGCAUGUUGAUGUUGCAACGUCUUACGAUAACCUUGGCGAUGUCCACCGGCAGCUGGGUGACCUAAAGCAGGCAAAAGACUGUCACGAGCGAGCGCUGGAUGUUCGGCUGAAAAAGCUCGGACCUGAGCAUUGUUAUGUCGCAAUUUCUUACAAUAACCUAGGCCUUGUCCACCAGCAGCUGGGUGACCUACAGCAGGCAAAAGACUGUCAUGAGCGAGCGCUGUAUGUCUGGCUAAAAAAGCUCGGACCUGAACAUGUUCAUGUCGCAAUGUCUUACGAUAACCUUGGCGAUGUCCACCGGCGGCUGGGUGACCUGAAGCAGGCAAAAGACUGUCAUGAGGGAGCGCUAUAUGUUCGCCUUAAAUUAUUUGGUCCGGAACACGUCGAGGUAGCGAAUACUUACAUAAACCUGGGCGCUGUGCACAAUUAUCGGGGUCACAUCCAAAAAGCAAAGGAGUGUUAUGAUCUUGCAUUGGCCAUUUAUGUCAAGAACUUUGGCCCUGAAGGUGGCGAGGUGAGAUUUGUUCAGAAUGGACUUGCUCAGCUCCGUACAGCAGAACUUAACAUUAGUAACCCAUAAAGUUCAACAAUCAUAAAUUUUUUAAAUCGUAAUUGUUUAGGGCGUUAUGCUCGUUACUCGUAGAUCAGUGAAGAUCAAAUCAAAACUGAGAGUUCAAAGAAAGAUAUGAAGGCUUCAUUGUGUACAGCAUACUAAUACAGAAUUAAGCCAAGCAACACCUAAUGUGAUGCAUAGUAAUCUAGUAAAUUUAAGGAACAACAGACAAUAUUUCCCUGUAAGGCAGACUUCUAGCAAUUAACAUUACAAGUUAAAGAGCCGAUCAGAGUGCGGUCUUUUACGUUUGGCACGUGCUGCAACCGAUCUGUAAAAGGCAGAGGUGAAAACCACAUUUAAAUCUCAGGAACUUUUGCAAGCUCACUCAUGUAACCAUAGCAACACUAGACUAAAAAGGACAGAAUGUUUAAAAUUUGAAACGCGGUGCAGUUUUUUUUCCCCUAGAUUACGACACUAGUAGAGAAAUCAAGCUUCAAACUUACGCCUCAGAUGUCUCUCAAAAGGGAUAGGAAACAUUUUUUAUACAUCAUAGUCUCAUCCUUGCUGGAAUAAUCCGUUUUAUUUCGAUCGUAAAAAUGCAUUUGGAGUAAAUUCGGCUACGUUGAUACCAACACUUGAGCUGAGCGGUCCUCAGCGAUAGUUUUUUUUUUUUUUUUUAAUGCUUUUGCCCUAAAAAGUAGUCUUAAUGGAUCAAAGAUAUUAAGGCUUUAAGUUUUAUUUAAAAUUAUGCCACAUCAAUUAAUACAUACCGUUGCUAUAAAUUUAUAGGCAUCUACGUGACAUGAGCAGAUGUUAUUCAGUUCUGUCUGUGUAAUAUAGAAUCAAAACCUGUCACUCGCUUUCAGGAUUUUUACAUAACAUAGAGACAUCAGUCGUAACAGUUUAAAAAGUCGUCUGUGACUUUGUUGCAACGAUUUUUUUACUUUUUUCGCAGUAUGGUUCCUCUAGACCAAGUAAGUUUAAUUUCUAGUUUUUGAUAUCGAAGUAACUCGUUAAAAAUUUGAAAAUUGUUCAUAGUUGAAUCGUGAACAAUAGUAGCUAUUGGCCUGCUGUAGGUAUUGUAAUUUUAUGAUUGAAGGCGAUGAAACCUACAACAAUCUUACCAUUAGUAGGUUAGCUCAGCCUGAUUAUUAAAGGAGUUACGUUAU
Molecule: messenger RNA, 6027 nt
Organism: Stylophora pistillata
Lineage: Eukaryota; Metazoa; Cnidaria; Anthozoa; Scleractinia; Pocilloporidae
Source: RefSeq, a predicted model, not a curated record